AUGAUUCCGAUUAUAUGGUCGAUCUUUUGCAGUUGUUCAACUACUGUAAUUCCAUUGGCGUUAACUAUCAAGUCUUUAGAUUCAUCCUUAGUCAAUAUACAGAUUCAAUCAUAUCAAUUUUUACUAAAUUAUUGGAUAUAUUAUAUCAUUUUACAAUACAUACAAUAUCAAUUUCUUAAUCAUGAUUUAAUCUUUGUUUCUGUGGUAUUCAGUUUAAUUAAACUUUGGUUAUUCUAUGGAAAGAGUUCAAAUUUGCAAUUAUUGAAUAGAUUUAUCUUAAAUAAAAUAUGGGGUAGCAACAAUAAUGAAUUGAAUCUUACUACCACUGGAAAUGGAUUAAUCAAUAUAGAAUUAAGAGUUAUAGAUCCGUUAUUAAAAAAAUACAUAUACACCAGUCACUCCUAUCAACAAAUUACCAUACUACAUCAUUAUUUGAAUCAAUUGGGUAGGAAAUAUAAUAAUCCCUCACUGCCAUCAGUUGGUUCUCCUGACAGCAAUAAUCAAUUUGAAGAAGUUAGUUUUAUUUAUUUAGAUAAGUUCAUUCAAAUAAUACGAUUUUUUAUGGUUCAAUUCCUAAAUUAUACAUCAGAUACUAAAGUUCCAUUACAAUUGCAACCACAAAGGUCAUUAUCACCAUUUGCAAAUAAAAAUAAGACCAUGAAAAAGAUAAGAAAAUCAAAUUCAGCGAAUUCAUUGAAUGGUAUUAGGUCAAUCAGUACACCUCCUCCCUAUCCUACUCAGGAAAAUGAAUUGAUAUCGUUACUUUCAGUUGAAUCAAAAUCCAGAAGUGUUUCACAUGAUUAUCCUAUAAAUAGUAAUGUUGGAAGUUCUAGCGAUAAUAGACAACGAGCAAGAUCAAUCGGUGAAGUAACUGGAAAUGAAUCAUUCCGUAUAACUCCGAUGUCGAUUAAAGCAGUUAAACAAGCUCAAGUUCCUCAUACUCACUCUCAUCAUCAUACUCACGUCUAUAACCAACAGCCAACACAAGAACAACAACCAUCCAUGGUGAUAAAUAAUCCUAAAGAGCAAUUAGAUCCCCUACCUACUCCGCAACAGCAUCUUAUGAUGAAAUCUACUAUGAAUACGAAGAAUAACUUACAAUAUAAGAGAUUCGCAUAA
This is a messenger RNA of Scheffersomyces coipomensis, 1119 nucleotides long. RefSeq lists its product as uncharacterized. The coding region runs from base 1 to 1119 and encodes 372 amino acids. NCBI's taxonomy places the organism in Eukaryota, Fungi, Ascomycota, Pichiomycetes, Serinales, Debaryomycetaceae. The transcript has a single exon. The record is from RefSeq and is a predicted model, not a curated record.